UUGUUUGUGGGGUAGGUCGUAGGAAGAUACCGAGGCGCCGAGGCAUGCUCGAGUUUAAGAUCCCGUUCCUUAGCGCAUCCAUCAUCACUUCUCUUGUCUGACACCCUCGCUGCCAUUGCAACCUCAGUUUUCUCUAUAUCCCUCCAUUCAUCAUGGCCGAACGACUGAGCUCCAUUCUCUCGCAUAUCACGCCUAGCAGAAGCGGCCUCUCAGCUAUAACUACCAAAAACGCCGACGAUGUGGUUAUUACGCUUGCGAUUCGGACCCCUCUUACGAAGGCCAGCAAGGGUGGCUUGAAAGAUACGCCGCUGGACGGUUUGGUGUAUAAGCUUCUCAAGGAAGUGAUUUCGAAGUCAAAGAUAGAUCCGGCGGUGGUAGAGGAUAUCUGCUUGGGCAAUGUCUCCGACGCCAAAGCUGCCUAUUACGUCCGCGCCGCGAUGCUCGGGGCCGGAUUCCCCAAUACCACUGCCGGCUCCUCCGUCAACCGUUUCUGCAGUUCUGGUCUGAAAGCGGUACAGGACAUCGCCAACCAGAUCUCCACGGGUAGCAUCAGCGUCGGGCUUGCACUAGGCGCGGAACACAUGACCACGGGUGGCGACCGUCUCGAGCGGCCCUUCUACGACGAGAUAUUGCAGAACCAGGAAGCGUGCGAUUGCAUGCAGCCCAUGGGACAAACCUCAGAGAAUGUAGGAAAGGACUUCGACAUCAGCCGCGAGGCGCAAGACAGGUACGCCACCGAGUCAUAUCGGCGAGCAGAGGUAGCCCAAAAAGCGGGCUGGUUCGACGACGAGAUCGCGCCCAUUUCUGUCAGGGUCAAGGACCCUAAGACGGGCGAAGAGAAGACCGUUACUCUGACAAAAGACGAGGGACCUCGAUGGGGAACCACCUUCGAGGCGCUGAACAAGAUUCGUCCCGCUUUCCUUCCGCACGGCGACCGCAGCACUGGUGGAAACUCGUCUCAAGUAACCGAUGGCGCGGCUGCUGUGCUGCUCAUGAAGCGUUCCAAGGCGGAGGAGCUUGGUCAACCCAUCCUAGCCAAAUACGUGGGCGCCACGGUGGCCGGUCUUGCUCCCCGGAUUAUGGGCAUUGGCCCCUCUAUCGCCAUCCCUAAGCUGUUGACGAAGUUCAACAUCACUCUUGCCGACGUCGAUCUCAUCGAGUUGAACGAGGCAUUUGCCAGCAUGGCCGUAUACUGUGUCAACGCCCUGAAGAUCGAUCCGGCCAAGAUGAAUGUGAGAGGUGGCGCAAUUGCACUCGGACACCCCCUAGGAUGUACAGGCGCUCGGCAGAUUGUGACGGGCCUUAGCGAGGCCAGGAGGCAGAAGAAGAAGAUCUUGCUCACCAGCAUGUGUAUCGGCACUGGUCAGGGGAUGGCUGGGUUGUUUGUCAACGAGCAGAUCUAAGAUGAGGCAUGAGCCAAAAAGGAUAAAUUUGUGUAUAUACUUGCACCAAGCUUAUGACAUUAAGCAUUGCGAUCAUGAUCCCUUGGAGACAACUUAGAGUAUCCCUUGUG
Mytilinidion resinicola is the source of this 1513-nucleotide messenger RNA. Its product is annotated as thiolase. Gene Ontology annotation, cellular component: peroxisome. Bases 153 to 1403 code for a protein of 416 amino acids. Gene Ontology annotation, biological process: phenylacetate catabolic process; fatty acid beta-oxidation. Lineage: Eukaryota; Fungi; Ascomycota; Dothideomycetes; Mytilinidiales; Mytilinidiaceae. The transcript has 3 exons. Gene Ontology annotation, molecular function: acetyl-CoA C-acyltransferase activity. The record is from RefSeq and is a predicted model, not a curated record.